AAACAAGAGGAAAUUUCGCAUGGAAAAUGGUUGUCCUUGAACAAAAUAACAUAUAAGGAUCCAACUGGUCAACAGCGGGAAUGGGAAGCAGUGUAUCGAACAACUAAUACAGGCAUUGGAGCAGAUGCUGUUGUUAUUAUCCCGAUCCUCAAAAGAUUGUUGAAGUAUGACUGCGUGAUUCUUGUUAAACAGUAUAGACCUCCAUUAAAAGGUUAUACACUGGAAUUCCCAGCAGGGCUUAUAGAUAAGGCCGAACUACCAGAAGAGACAGCAGUGAGAGAGUUAAAAGAAGAGACUGGCUAUUUUGGUGUUGCUAAACACAGUUCUCCAGUGACUUGUCUUGAUCCUGGGGUUGGGAAUUGUACUGUCAACAUGGUAACUGUUGAGAUUGAUGGGGAUGAUUCUCGGAACAAAUCACCAGAGAGCGUUCCAGAUGAGACGGGUAGGUACCUGUAUUGGAAAUUUUCAGCAUUAAUGAUUACUUAAAACUUACUCUUCGUGAAUAGAUUUUCUUUCGCUUGACCCUUUUAUAUCCUACAAUAUAUUAUGUUAUCUUAAAAUAUGUUACAAUUGAACUUCGAAUUGUGCUAUUGAUAAUUUUCAUAAAUAAUUUGUCCAGUACGUAAACAUUAUGUUAAUAUAUUACUAGUAUUCACUAAUCAAAUCAAAUUUUCUAUGUAUAUUUUCUAUAAUUGUCAAAAAUACAUAUAGCUCAAAUUAUUGCCUUUCAGUAAAUAUCACUUGUACCUGCACUAUUUUAUAGAGUUGAAAUGUUUUUAAAUUUUGAAAAGGUGCAAAUGCGACAUGGUUUGUAAAUUGUAGGAGCUUUAUUACUGAUUUUGAAUAACAAGAUAUGCUAAUAAUUACAUGUACAUAUCUUGGGUUUGCAGGUAGCUACUUGUGUGUGGUAUAUUUAUUUAUUUAUUUGAUUGGUGUUUUAGGCCGUACUCAAGAAUAUUUCACUUAGACUUUUCCCACAUAUGGCCGGAGAAGAAGUCAGCAUGAGCUGGACCUGAACUCACAGCGACCGCAUUGGUGAGAGGCUUCGGGGUCAUUACGCUGCACUAGUGUGCUAACCAACUGAGCCACGGAGGCCCCGUGUAUGGUAUAGCAUUUGAGACAGCAAUAUACAUAUUUAGCCGCAAAAAUGUAGAUAUAUUUAUGAAAACAGUUGAUGAAUAACUGGCUCUAAUCAAGUCGUGUACAUGUAUUUGUAUGUUUUUUUCCCUUCCUUUUUUUCCAGAGUUCAUAGAAGUUUUAAAGGUUCCCUUGGAUAGCUUGUUAGACACUCUAAAUAAAUUUUCCAAAGAAGGUGUUGUGGUGGAUGCCCGGGUUUAUUCCUAUGCAAUUGCUAUGGAGCAAACAAAGAGAAAUAAAGCCUUAGUUUCUUCAGUCUCACAGCAAAAUUUAUUGUCAACUUAAACAGAUCAUAUAACCU
Molecule: messenger RNA, 1438 nt
Organism: Liolophura sinensis
Lineage: Eukaryota; Metazoa; Mollusca; Polyplacophora; Chitonida; Chitonidae
Product: ADP-sugar pyrophosphatase-like
Exons: 9
Biological process (GO): ribose phosphate metabolic process; nucleoside phosphate metabolic process
Cellular component (GO): nucleus
Molecular function (GO): ADP-ribose diphosphatase activity
Source: RefSeq, a predicted model, not a curated record